CUCUCUCUCUCUCUCUCUCUCUCUCUCUCUCCUCCCUCCUUACCCCGCCUAUCAUCACCGUCAUCAUAUAUCCUAAUGCGUAGCCAGUUUCUCUUGCAUCUGUCAGUGCCUCUCCGCCGCCCCUCUUCGCCGGCUUUGCGCUCCGGUGAGCUUCGGUACAGGUGUUAUCGUUGUUACCUUAAUUAGCGAGGGGGAAAUUCGUGCGCCGCGUGGAGGGUGCGGGCGACUAUCGACAGCUGCUGACGGGUCAUCCAGCAGCCAACCCAGUAUUGACACUCGGGUCCUGCCGCCUGUCCGCCAGCCUCGUUAAGACCAGUGAUGGGCGUGUGGUGGCUGCGGGUCCUGGUGGCGGUGGUGGUGGUAGUGGUGGUGGCGGUGCCUGGCUGGGGACGCGAGGGGCCUGUGCAGUCCUCCUCCGUGACCUCCCUCUCCUCCUCCCCCUCCUCAGCCUACCUGCCGGGCGAGGAGUGUAAGCACAUCAGGUUCAGCCAGCCCGGCCAGGCCACCGUCGUGAGGGAGUCGGUGCUGCGGCAGAUGUGUCUCCGCGCCGCGCCGCACGUUGACGUCACCAAGGUCUUCAAGCAGUUCGCGAUAUUCCUGCUUCACCGCGACGAUUUUGACGACUCCCCGAAGUGGCACUCCGGCGAUGCUAAGGCGGUGCUCGACGACCCGUACUGGGCUGUGAAUGAUGUGAAGGUGCUCAAGUCGACUAAAUAUCAGUGGUACGUGCACGGGCUGCCCAUGUGGCCUCUCCCGCACCAGGCGCUGACCAACAAGACCACCUCCAAGCGGCCAUCACUCAAGAAGAAGAAACCCGUCGACUGGCCAAAUUACGGCAUGGCAACACCCAUCUACUUCUCGUCCAAGGCGUGGAGGGACCAGGCGUGGAGUGUAGAGGAGUUUUUCCAGCAGGAGAAGAAGAAAUCCUUCAAGAGCCACGAGGACUUCCACAAGCUGGUGCUGGCGGUGGUCGGCACCGUGGACGGGAACAAGGUGGAGAGUUACAGCGAGUGGGCCUUUCUCAAGUACUCCCUGCCGCUCAUGGUUCGAUCAAUGACUCAGCGUAACAAGGGUAUCUGUCCUGACGAGAUGUACAUUUACUUCCGCCUCACUCCCUGCUACCCGAAGGAACCCCAGUACGCAGUUUGUGAGCAGGCCGCCCGCAAUGCCCGCCUCCUCCUCACGGCCUCCUCCUGCCCCACCACCACCGUCAUCGUCGGCUUCAGUAAGGAAUACAGCGAGGAAGAGGACAUGCUGCCCCUGUAGACACCCCUGCCCCCUGCCAACCCACCACCCCUCGCUCCUCAACCCUACCAGCUACCCGGACACUCAAUGGACAGACACACACGCACACACACACUCCCUCUCUCCCUCCUCUCCUUCGACGUGGGAAAACCUGAAUGGUAAAUUGUGCAAACGCUUCGAAAUGGAUCUUUGUCUUUCGUUACUGUUUUCCUCUGUUUUGUUUACGAGCCUCGGGAAACUUGAGAGCACGGCGGUAUAGGAAAGUAAAUAAGGUCUGUUUUCUGAAGUGCUCCAGCGUCGUCUUAUCUAUCUCCAAUAUUUAUUUAUUUAUCUAUUUUUUUUUAUAAUACGUACUACUGGAAGCUGUUUGUAGUUUUUUUUUCUCUUCUUUUUAUUAUUAUUUUUUAUUUUAUUUUCAACGUGUUUUUAUUUCGUGAUGCUAAUGAUAGUUGGUUUGGAUCUUCUGUUUUUUUUUUUUUUUUUAACCCCUUCAAUACCAUGCCGCAUUUCCAUAUUCAUUUUAGUUUUUAUUUUAAGCGAUUUUACACAGCUUCAGAAACAUAUGUUAGGAUUAGAACAGUAAAGACCCUCGCCAUUAAUCUUUUGACCUUCAUAGAUCCUUCCUAAAGCAAAUAAAACAAUGUAAUCAUAUUAAAAAUCAAGGUAAAAAUGUGCCUCAGUACUGAAGGAGUUAAAGGGUGGGUUUUCAAGGACACUAUCGAGAUUAUAGUAAUUGUUUGAUACGUUGUAAUGGAAGGUGUCAAGAUGAACAAGAGUGACAGUUUAGCAAGGAUUUUUUUUUUUUUUUUUACUUUUUAAUGGAAGAGGGGAUGACUGGCCAAGGGCAACAAAAUUAUAAAGGAGAAAGGCCCACUCAGUUGCCAGUCUCCUUACAGAGCCGAUAGAAUUAACCAAAUGAUUCUACAUAUUUAUAUAACUAUCUUACUUUUCCAGUCAAGUGUACGAAUUGAGAACAAAAUGUAAGGACUAAGGAAAGUAAGGUUAAUUAUCUAAAUGCGAAAAGCCCUUCAUAUCUGGAGAGAGAGAGAGAGAGAGAGAGAGAGAGAGAGAGAGAGAGAGAGAGAAGGAA
This is a messenger RNA of Portunus trituberculatus (swimming crab), 2335 nucleotides long. RefSeq lists its product as uncharacterized. The record is from RefSeq and is a predicted model, not a curated record. Lineage: Eukaryota; Metazoa; Arthropoda; Malacostraca; Decapoda; Portunidae.